UGCUCCGAAAUCUCACCUGCAUGUGGGCGUGGUCUCUGGAUGUCAAUCAUGCGCCGCUUCACGUAUCCACGGCGCUCUUGAACGCUAUACAGACAUAUGCUGUGUGAGUGUGACCCUUAGAAAAAAAGCAUGCAUAAACAAACCCCACCGCCUUCUGUCUGCAUAAAAACUAAAAUGGGAAGGAGGGAUUAUCGAGAGCAUUGACUGUCAGUGUGUAACAUCGCAGGUGUCAUGGAGAAUUCACGGGCAUCACUGCUGUUCAAGGCGGCCGCGGUAGCCGCGAUCGGUCUCGCCGCCACUUUCGUCAUGCUCGUCCAAGAUCCAUCAAACACGCUCUUCGGAGGUGGAUACCCAGAACUGUGGCGGAGAACCGGACUGGCCGGAGCCCCUACACGGGCGGCAGCCUGCAUCUUCGCGGGCGUGUUCCUUCUAGCGAUGGGCUGGUUGUACAGACUGUUAUUCGCUCCUUUGGAGCUGCUCCGCGGUGUGGAUGAGGUGGGGUACAUUGCGGAGGACGGACGCUCUCGUGCCCAGGCUGCCAACGAGGUGAGGCGGCGACGGAAAACUGGAGAAUUACCGCCAGUUUAUCCAAACGGCUGGUACCGGGUUUUAGACUCUCACAUGCUGGAGAGAGGAGAUGUGAAGAGCGUGACAGUGCUAGGACAGCAGGUGGCAGUGUUCCGUGGGCAGGAUGGCAAAGCCUAUGUGGUGGAUGCUUACUGCCCCCACUUAGGUGCCAACCUGGCUGUGGGGGGGCGAGUCGUAGGGGGCUGCAUUGAAUGCCCCUUCCACGGGUGGCAGUUCCGUGGAGUCGAUGGGAAAUGUGUCAAGAUUCCAUAUGCAGAUAAAGUGCCUGAGUUUGCGAAGGUGCGGUGUUGGCCCAGCUGCGAGAUCAACGGGCAGGUUCUGGUGUGGUUUCACUGUGACGGGCUCGAGCCCAGCUGGAGAGUGCCAGAACAGAGCGAGAUCACCCGCGGGGAAUGGGUGUACCGCGGUCGUACCGAACACUUUAUUAAUGCACACAUUGAGGAGAUUCCAGAGAACGCUGCGGACAUCGCACACUUGGCUCAUUUGCACACUCCAGGUAUCGUCAGUGGAGUUGAUCUGCGCUAUACUAACAGCAAGACCUGGGAGUUUAUACGGCAUGACUGGAAGGUGGAAUGGAAACCCGAGCCCGAGCCAAACAAGCACUGCUCACAGAUGUUGGUGAAACAUGCUCUCACUGUGUUCGGUCGUCACUGGCCUCUUCUUGAUUUGGACGUCAUGGCCAGACAGGUGGGUCCAGGUGUGGUUUUCCUGCUCUUUGAACACCGUUUCUUGGGUCGGGGUGUGAUGAUGCACUGUGUUACCCCAGUCGAGCCGCUACUGCAGUGUGUUUCACACACCAUCUUCUACCAGAACACCAUCCCUCCCCUGGUACCCAAGUUCAUUCUUCGGGCAGAAUGCAUCCAGUUCGAACGAGAUGUGAUGAUCUGGAACAACAAGACGUACAUCUCCAAACCUAUGCUUGUGAAAGAAGACUCAGCUAUUCAGAAACACAGACGCUGGUUCAGUCAGUUCUACAGCGAGAACAGCCCUCGACUGCGCUACCAGCACGACACUCUGGACUUCUGAACAUGAGCUAUGCUUCAACAGAUAUGGGUUGCUAAAAGGCCAAUACCAAUAUUUUUUUAAACAAAGCUGAUAUUUUGUUGAUAUUAAAAAAAAAAAAAAAUCAUUAUGCAAAAAUGAUAAUUGAGCAGUUCUUUUUAACAAAACAUUGUUUUAACCACCAACAUAUGCAAAGACAAUAAUAAAGCAAAUGCAAAAUAAAAGUGCAAAAGUUGUGUAAAAGUCCUUCUUUCAUAAGGACUAUUCGUCCUUGUUGAAGUGCCUCAGACAAUCAUCUGUCAGUAAAUAAUAGUGCAUUUCAAACUACUGUGCUGCUGAACUUCUUGAUUGCAGAAUUAUACACUACAUCUACUGCAAUCUAGGUUGGGAUUGGACAGUCUGAGAGUCCUCUAAGCUUCAGUAAGCAAUAAGCCAAAGCCCAGAAUUGCCUGUCUUUGCAGAAGCGCCAGGUCUUGUACACAAACCUAUGCACAAUGUGAACUUGGAUGCAAAAGGAAGUUCCCAGAAGUUCUCUUAGAUGUACCUUGAAUAAUGCAUGAGUGUUGUUCUGCCCCCAGAUAGAACUGUUUCAUAUUAAACAUUGGCACAUAGCUCACCCCACGCCAUUUGUGCUACAGACAGGAUGCCUAAAAAAAGAGGUGUUCUUUUACUUUUGUAAGCAAUUGCCUGGUGAAUGA
This is a messenger RNA of Ctenopharyngodon idella (grass carp), 2288 nucleotides long. Its product is annotated as cholesterol 7-desaturase nvd. Gene Ontology annotation, molecular function: 2 iron, 2 sulfur cluster binding; chlorophyllide a oxygenase activity. The coding region runs from base 232 to 1614 and encodes 460 amino acids. The record is from RefSeq and is a predicted model, not a curated record. The transcript is spliced from 7 exons. Gene Ontology annotation, cellular component: chloroplast. NCBI's taxonomy places the organism in Eukaryota, Metazoa, Chordata, Actinopteri, Cypriniformes, Xenocyprididae. Gene Ontology annotation, biological process: chlorophyll biosynthetic process; cholesterol metabolic process.